Molecule: messenger RNA, 547 nt
Organism: Lucilia cuprina (Australian sheep blowfly)
Lineage: Eukaryota; Metazoa; Arthropoda; Insecta; Diptera; Calliphoridae
Exons: 3
Coding region: 65-415 (116 amino acids)
Source: RefSeq, a predicted model, not a curated record
AUUGUCAGAUUUAUACUUUAAAAGAGCAGUUCGAAUUGAUUACACAAAAUAUUGAUUCUGAGAAAUGCGAGUUUUUGAAACAAUUUUUAUCAUUUGCUAUAUUUUUAUCGAACUAAAGGCUGUUGAUCUUGAUGGCACUGCAAAGAAUAUUAUAAGUGGAACCGGUAAUUUUGGCAAUGUUCAAAUAAGCACCGACUUAAAAGGAAUGGUUAGUCAAAUAUUUACGGAAAUCCGAAAGGAUGUACACACAGGAAAAACGGGUACAGUACAAUCUUCGAAAGCUGUUGACCCUACCGAUAAAACAAGUCCUCAUAAAGUGCAACAUACGAAAGGAGUACAUGGUUUAAUAAAAAAAAGUUCUUCAGAUCCAGUAGAUGAAAGUACAAAUAAAUUCUUGCAGUCAUUGUUCGUGUAAAGGUCAAACUUUUAAAGGAGUCUAAUAGAUUUCAAAACCCCACUAUUAUUUUGAAAAUUAAGUUUAAAGAAUAAUGAAUCAAAUAAAUAAUACAAAUAGUCCUAUGUUCAGUUUACAGACUAGCCUAAUCUA